AUGAAAAGAGCCAGAGAGAGCACUGGUACAGAUUCGAAGAAGAAGUAUAAAUUCUCAACAGGUAUAGUUGAGCCGUGCGUCUCCGGCAUUUAUGCAACAUGCGCUCGCAAACAUGAGAAGCAGGCUGCCCAAGAGCUCGCAGAUCUAUUCGAGGAGAAGUUAGAGGCAUACUACGGUGAUGAACUUGUAGACACUAGUGGUGGUACUGGCAACGACGUAAACCGAGAGACUUCAGUGGAAGAUCAAAUUAAUCGAGAAUUGGAGGCUCUUAAGGCACAACACACUUCAGGUCCCAAGAAGAAAGAAAUUUUGAAAUUUGUUGAUCUCAACUGCGAAUGUGUGAUAUUUUGCAAGACCCGUAAGCCAAUCGAGCCCGAAUCGUUUGUUCACCGCCUGAUGGUGGAGUUUGCAGAUCCCAAGGCGACUCACAAGAGAACAAGAUACGUUCAGAAGCUGACACCUAUUGUUUUCUCCUGCAAUGCGUCGUUAGAUGAGCUGCAAAAGCUUGCUCAGCGAGUGUUGAAGCCUCACUUUCACGAAGCUGGGGGGCCAACAUUGAAAUUUGCGAUCGAAGUGACCCGAAGGAACUUCAACACAAUAGACAAGAUGGAUAUAAUCAAAGAAGUGGCAAAGCAGGUGGGUAAGAAUGGAGAAUUGGCGCAUGAAGUAGAUUUGAAGAACUACGACAAGUUGGUAUUGGUUGAAUGUUUCAAAAACAACAUCGGUAUGUCUGUGGUAGAUAGCGAUUACCGCACAGAUCUCAAGAAAUACAAUAUACAGCAGAUAUUUGAAGCCAAGCUCAAAAAGGACGCCGCCAAGGCUGAUACAACAAAAUAA
Molecule: messenger RNA, 837 nt
Organism: Lachancea dasiensis
Lineage: Eukaryota; Fungi; Ascomycota; Saccharomycetes; Saccharomycetales; Saccharomycetaceae
Source: the annotation of a GenBank genome assembly